CAGUGGUGCGAUUGUCUAAGGCAAUCGUAUUCAUUUGACAGUUCAUAACGUACGUUAUGAUGUGUCAAACGGCUAAUUCUAAUUGUGUAAGGAGUUCAUAAAACGAUAACGAUUUGAUAACGAUUUGAUCGUAAUUUUAUACGAUGAGUGAAUGAUGAAUAUGAUUUUGACAGAAAAUUCGAAUUGUCUAAGUUUCAUGAGCCCAUUGCUAAUGUCAAAUGAUUGCGGUGACUCGUAACUCAUGACAAUCGUCUAAAUUGGUUUAAAUUCUCAUGGAAGUGUUGAAGAUAACUCUCUCUCUGUGAAUUUUAUUCUCGUCCUCGUACGAAAAUUUUGAUAGUUUCUUUGAAAGAUAAAGUGUGUUAAGCUUGUUUUUUAGACCUACAAUGGCGCACGCCUAUAUGAUGGGCAUGAUAGAACGCGAGCGUCGCAUGAGACGCUCUCAGAUGAGGAGAAAAGCGCUGCGGAGAGCAUCGAUGCCCUGGGACAUGCCGGAUGUCGAGUUCAUCAGCAAUUACAGGCUGUCGUUGCCAUUAUUCCAACAGCUUGUUGAUGAACUCGCGCCGUUCAUGCCCCAAAGGCGUAGAUCAACAGGGAUCUCUGCAGAGCUUAAAAUCAUGGCUGCCUUAGACUUUUACGCCGGGGGCAGCUACCAGAGGCGGGUUGGGAAAGACUUUAAUUUAGGGCUCUGCCAGACUGCUGUCCACAAGUGUGUGGCUGAAGUCACAGAAGCCCUAAAUAAACCAGAAAUUCUCCAACGGCACAUCGCCUUCCCUGGUAACCGUGAGGAGAGAAUGGCGGUUAUGAGAGGAUUCAUGGAUGUCUUUGGCUUCCCUGGUGUUGUGGGCUGUAUUGAUGGCACACACAUUGCCAUCAUACGGCCCCAUGAUUUUGAGGAGGCUUUCUUCAAUAGGAAGCAUUACCACUCACUAAAUGCUAUGAUUAUAUGUGAUGCAGAACUUAAUGUUCUUCAUGUGGAUGCCUCUUAUGGAGGUGCCAGCCAUGACUCGCAUGUGUGGAAUAGGAGCGCUUUGGAGGCUCACAUGCGAAGUCUGGCUGAAGCCGGUGAAGUGUGCUGGCUAUUAGGGGAUUCUGGAUACGCCCAGCGGGAGUGGCUGAUGACACCCAUUCUACAAGCAGCUCCGGAUUCCCCAGAAGCACAUUACACGGAUCUGCACUGUAGUACCCGCAAUACUGUGGAGCGGUGCAUUGGUGUACUGAAGGCUAGGUGGCGCUGUCUUCUAGCGCACCGAACCCUCCACUACGAUCCAGUGAAAGCUGGGAAAAUUGUCAAUGCGUGUAUUGUAUUGCACAACAUGUGCAAUCGUGCACGCAUUGAAGUUCCCACACUGGACGGGUAUGACAUAAGAAGGGACGGCAGAAGACAACCAGCGCAGCCAGUCCAUGUUGGUGAUGGGGUCACUUCACGACGAGGGUUGGUGGAAAGGUUGUGGAGGGACCGGCAGAACCACAGAUAAGCUUUGCUUUGCUCUCUAGAGUUUUCUUGCCUUGUCUCCUAAAUUAGCACGGCACUAAAGAAAUAUAUUUAAAACUGCCACGCGGUCUUAUGCUAGAUGGGAGUCUUAAGGCCACCUUCUAUCAACAGGAACGCGUGGUAAGUAACUUGCAUCUGAAUGUAUUGUAACUUCCUACUUUUUUAUAUUAUUAAACCGUGGUGA
Messenger RNA from Ostrinia furnacalis (Asian corn borer), 1679 nucleotides. Its product is annotated as putative nuclease HARBI1. Bases 387 to 1478 code for a protein of 363 amino acids. The transcript is spliced from 6 exons. Lineage: Eukaryota; Metazoa; Arthropoda; Insecta; Lepidoptera; Crambidae. The record is from RefSeq and is a predicted model, not a curated record.